This is a messenger RNA of Xylona heveae TC161, 2104 nucleotides long. RefSeq lists its product as hypothetical. The coding region runs from base 172 to 1617 and encodes 481 amino acids. Gene Ontology annotation, molecular function: protein binding; sequence-specific DNA binding; zinc ion binding. NCBI's taxonomy places the organism in Eukaryota, Fungi, Ascomycota, Xylonomycetes, Xylonales, Xylonaceae. The transcript has 3 exons. Gene Ontology annotation, biological process: regulation of DNA-templated transcription. The record is from RefSeq and is a predicted model, not a curated record.
CGUUCAUAGGUUGGGACGUAUCUUGCAGACCCCCGAGUCGAGCAUGGAAGGGCAGUUGACGCAAGAAGCACCUCCUUACAAUAUAUACACAACCUAGUCCAAAUCAACCUCUAAGGCACAACAUUCUGAAGUUCAGAAUUUGCAGCUUAUGUGGUCGGUCCGCGACCAAAGAUGUCCAUGUUCCCCAAUGGCUCUGAUGGAUCACUCCCUGUCGAUAUGCCAGGUCUGGUCACAGCUCCUACUACAUCCAUGCCCGGCAUCAUGUCGCCAGUCCAUAGCAUGUCGACCAUGGAUGUCGAUUUGCUUCCCACCAGCCUCGACUUGAGUCUGGGUGACACAAGCACCCAGGCGUUUGCGCCGAUGGCCCCGCCAACACUCGAGCGCCAGAGUUCCCGUGAGGAUGAUGAACAGCUCAUCACUACUGGAUCUACCACUACAGGUGCUGGGGCUGGACCGCUGCCAACAGGUUUUGGAAUGCAAGGGAAUUCGGCGAACAACAGCACACUCACGGAGUUUACGAAGCGACGGAACUGGCCUCAGCGGCUGCUCGAGGAGAUCAAAGAUUUGCUACAUGUCUUAACGCCAGACGGACGUCUACAAUAUGUAUCUACUUCAAGCAAGGCCCUCACAGGCUACGACCGGAACGAACUUGUUGGGAAGUUUAUAUUUGAAUUUAUCCACCCAGAUGACAGUGGCAUUUUCGUUAGAGAGUUCAACGAGUCGAUCGCCUCUGGAAAUGCCCUACGAUUCUUUUAUCGUUUCCGACGAAAAGAUCAGAGUUAUACUAUUUUCGAAUCCCACGGCCAUCCGCAUUUUACAUCGGAGGCAGCGGCAUUUGGGCCCGGCAAUGCAGCUGGCUUCUGUCGCGGGUUUUUCAUGAUGGCGCGGCCAUAUCCCACCAAAAAUGCAGCUCUACUAGACUCAUUUUUGGAGCAUAAGAUUGAAAACGAGCGGUUGGCUCGGCGCGUGGCGGAGUUACGCAAGGAGGAGGCGGCGGAGGAGCUCGAAGCCCAGCAGCUGUCUCAACAAGGCGGAAGGGCCCCAAGUGGAAGCGUUACACCAUCUGAAACGCAGCGGACUGAGAGUGAAGCCACCGGCUCGAUGAUGUCCAUUCCAUCGAGCAGCUACGGUGGAAUGCCUCCACCAGCCCGCCCAGCGUCAAACAAUGCGCUCACGCGACAAAACUUAGAUGAAGCCAACGCGACCUCGCGACCAGACAGCAUCAACGAUAAGAUGGCUCGCUAUGAAGGGGCUACGCACAUAGAAACCAUCGAGAUGCUCACCGGCUUGCGUUACCGCGACGGCGAACGGUCACAAGGCAUCAGCACCGGCGAUGCUAGCCCGGCUCUUAUCAAGGGUGAUGUGGGAAUUGCCAUUCCGGUGGAAAAGGAGUCACGAGGAUCAGAUAAGAAAAAGAAGCUUAAGCUUGCCGACGAGUAUGUAUGUACAGAUUGCGGUACGCUUGACUCGCCAGAAUGGCGGAAGGGUCCGAAUGGGCCGAAAACUCUUUGCAACGCCUGCGGACUCCGUUGGGCCAAGAAGGAGAAGAAGCGCACCGUCUCGGGCAACCAGCCGCCUCCCGAUAUACCUAUCCAAAUGCAUGCGGGGAACGGUUAGAAUUGCAACAGACUCUUUUCGGCAGUUUUUAUCAGCAUUCCUCUGCGUCGUUCCGGUUCGAUUCCUGUCACGACUUACGAGCAAAUACCCUCUGCGCAGCUGCAGUCUCUUUGGCAUUCGAUGCAGCCUCAUGAUGUCAGAUGUGAUUUUAUUCGAGUUGAUUCAUCGCAACCUUUACCAACUAUCCCUCCCAAUCCACGCACCCUCACAAGGAACAACAUAUACCCGUUUUCCUCUAUCUGGUGGACUGUCUCCACCAACUCCACACCACCAUCUCACUUAACUCUUUAUCUCGCAUAUGACCCCUUUUAUGACGAAACUUUUAACGCACACUAAUGCUGAUGCAUUUCCUUUUCGGUUUUUGGGUCGGGUUUUGGUUCCUGUUCCUUGUACGCAUUACGUGCGCGGUCACGAAUAUGCGAAAUAUAUAUUAAAUAUCUACGAAUCAUAAGUAUGAAAAGAAAAAAUAAAAAUUAUCAUCAACGCA